Molecule: messenger RNA, 8334 nt
Organism: Bombus huntii
Lineage: Eukaryota; Metazoa; Arthropoda; Insecta; Hymenoptera; Apidae
Gene: l(3)72Dn
Product: U3 small nucleolar RNA-associated protein 4 homolog
Exons: 10
Coding region: 6146-8143 (665 amino acids)
Biological process (GO): maturation of SSU-rRNA from tricistronic rRNA transcript (SSU-rRNA, 5.8S rRNA, LSU-rRNA)
Cellular component (GO): small-subunit processome; t-UTP complex; 90S preribosome
Molecular function (GO): protein binding; RNA binding
Source: RefSeq, a predicted model, not a curated record
GACUGGCAGCCCCGAGCUAAGAAUGUUAGUCAGUCGAUUCGUUCGUCAUUCGUCGCGUUAGCGUCGCAUAGGACAGGUCAUUUUUCGUUAUAACAUUCUGGAAAUCUAUCUAUUAUAAUACAUUACGACUAAAUGGAAGAACAGUAUUGCACAUUACAGAGGUUGGCUUAUUCCUUCUUCUUCUUGCUGUUCCCUGGAAAGGACAAGGUAGCUGUAUUUCAAAAGUCAAGAAUGAGAAUCUUCCAGCCUUCACCUCUUCUGUGGAACUCGACGAUUCCUAUUUAAUGGCGGUUUUACGAUGACUUGUCUUGGACUCCAGCAGUGUUAGUGACAACGUUCGUCACAUCUAAUCGGAGUGGUGUCGAGAAAGUAAGGCAGCUCGAGCAGCGGGAAGCAAAUUAUCUCUUACAAAUUAAGUAGAUGAAGUAGACUAAAGUACAAGUCGUUCUCGAUCGGUCUACCUGUUUCCAUAAUGAAGUUAUGUUGGUGCGCGGCCUCCAUGUAUGCUGCAUUGCUUCUUUCCCAUUUAAUGAAGAAAAUUAUUAUCACGGUGAGUUUUAUGAGACAUCAAUCUGCAAAAAUUUGCUCCUUGAAAGUCUUCUGCUCUCGAUUCUUGUACCGUUUGUAAGCUAUAUGUGGUUGUACUUUUUUUCUCUUUAAUAUGGUCUAUACGGUAUUAUUGCUGACAUCCUCCACCGCGGCAAUAAUCCGGGUGAUUACGUGCAAACUUCUUCCUUAAUGACAUUAUGUUAUGUUUGCCAAAUUGAAUGUGAUGACAACGUCCUCUCGCCCAACUUUGCAUAAUUGUCUGUGUAAGUAAUUAUUUGAUUUAUUAGCUCGUCGCUAAAAUGUAUCUUUAAAAAGGUCCAAUGGUUGUUCAACGUUUGAGGGAGCCUGUGAUCUUGUAGGUUCUUUGCCGGCUGUAGCUGCUUUGUCAAUAGCACAAAGUAUGUUUCGAAUAUUUUCCUUUUCUGCUGCUUAAAGUCUUCUUUCCUUUGUCACUUGGUUUCAUCGUUGAUAUUCCCCCUCGUUAAAAAAAAAUUUACUUCCACGGAAGAUUGUAUCAGUAAACUAAGUUACUCAGUAAAAUUUUGCUCUAGUCAGUUAACUGAUUUUCUCAUUAACAAUUGUCCUCAAUUAUGUUUAUGUACAAUUAAAUAAUAAGACCAAGAAUCAUCUACACGGUAUUGUUAUUGUACAGAAAUUUACAAUAAAAUAUAGCAAUUAUCAUUAUUAUCGAUUCUACCGGUUAAGUCUUUCACUUUAUUACCUGACUUCCUCAUUGACUAAGAUUUGGUUUAGAGUUGUCGAUUAUAAUUCGUUUCAAUAGAAUAACAUUGCACUCCCCUUGCGGUUCGGCCACAUUCGUCACCAUGUUUUCUAAAUUAAUGAUUCUAUUCAAGUACUUAUUUAUACAAACAUGCAUUUAACAAUGUUACAUUCUUUUGCUUUGAUGGAAAUGUAGAUUUUGUAGAAUGUUGAAGAGCUUGUGAAUUUCUUGUAAACAUUGGGAUAAACUUUUUUUUUUCUUUUUUUUUUUCGUGGAGGAAACCUUCAUAGGCGCCCCGCGCCCUCCGGGGAGAGGGCGCUGGGUAGUGCCGGAUUCGUACCGGCUAAAACCUCCACGGUGGCCUGUCCUGACGCCUGAGUCGAGAUGCACCCGGGAUCUCUCCCGAAUUACUACCGGUUACCCCCGGGCGUCUAUCUCUCCUUUUUUGUCGAAGGGAGGCGUCCUGCUCUUCUUGAACCGCUGGGGGAGGACCACGCCCCCUAGCGCCUCGCUCCUGUUGCGUCAUCCUGGGGACCCCGUCCCCUGACGCCUCUUCCUGGUUCUUCGCGCUCCUACGGUGGCCGCGGCGGCGCCGGUGGCGGCGUCGCGCCCCUGCGGCGCGUUGUGUUCCUCGGGCGCUGCGAUGUCCUGGACGGAUCGCGAGCUCGCUCCCGGUUUCUUUCUGCCCGCUCCUUCGCCAGCAUGACCUGCUCGCAGUAGGUGCGGAUGGCGGCGAACUCCUGGCGCCCUCUGAGCAUGGCCGCGACGACCGCUUCGGGGGCUAAGCUCUCGCCGAUUUCGAGCCGUAGGACGCGUCGUGGUUCCGCCCACGCCGGACAGAACUCCAGCGUGUGUUGCGCCGUGUCCUCCUCUUCCUUGCAGUGGUGGCAGACGGACGUCGCCUCUCGCCGAAUCCUUAGCAGGUACUCACCGAACACUCCGUGGCCGGUGAGCACCUGCGUCAUCCUGAAGAAACAUUGGGAUAAACUGGUCGAAAAAUUACCAGUUCAGGAGAUGUUUUAAAUAAAUAACCGUACAUUUUACGAUACAGUCAACGAUAAGCGAUGCAGUAUUUAAAUGUUUUUUACAUUUUACAAACUCAAUCAAAUACAUCAAAUGAAUCAUUGAAAAAAUCGUAUUUGCUGCGUUCAAGUCAAGAUUUUCAAAAAUAUAAAUACAUGUAACUCCUAUGAUACUUCUCUGUCUCAUACAAGUUCUGCCUCCGGCUUGCAAGAUGACCAAGAUGAAUCGUCUUUUAACUAGUUCACCCGAUUAAGAUACAAAAAUAUUAAUUACUUCGGACGCAAAGAAUUUUGUUCUUGGAUCUUUCCUAUCGAGAGUCAAGGCUCAAGAAUGAAGAGUCAAGGCUCAAGAAUGAAGAGUCAAGCUUCAAGAAUGAAGAGUCAAGGCUCAAGAAUGAAGAGUCAAGCCUCAAGAGUGAAGAGUCAAGCCUCAAGAGUGAAGAGUCAAGGCUCAAGGAUGAAGAGUCAGGAUUCAACAAUGAAGAGUCAAGCAGCAGUCGAUUCAAGAUGACUUCAAUCUUUUGAUUGAAGCCUCGAAUCGGGAUGAUAUUCCUGUUGGACAUGGCUAACACCCUGAUGCGUCGAGUAGUAAUAACUAUAUGUAUUAUAGUUUCAAGUGAGUCAUCGUUCGCAAGAAAAUUAUCACUGAAAUAUUACUACUACGAUGAAAUCCUGUUUGUUUAUGGGAUACUUUUCGUAGCUCAAUGUUUGCACUUAUGAGAUUUACUGUCACUGUUGAUAUUACUGAUGAUUAUUAAUUAGUAAGGAAAUAACUUUCGGCAAUUCCAAGAUAGAAUAAUAUAAUACAACAACUUGGCAUUGAAGCAAUUCAUUGGAGCUACGAUUUAAGAAUUCUUAGUUUUUUUAUUCUGUAUAAAUGACUAACAAACACACAAAUAACACAACGGAUAUGUUUCUUACAAUCAUAUAUAACAAAUAACUUAAAAUUUCUUUGCCACAAUCAACGUUAUUAAACAAUCUUAGGAGAGAUCAAAUGCGGAAUUUUCCUGCAUUAGACAGAUCAAAUAAUUUUAACCAAACUAUUGUGGCGUCAUGGUUGAUUAAUUACAAUCAAUCGCGUGAUAAUGAAAUUAUUAUAUGUUGCGUAAGAAUACUUGAAGCUUCUAUCGAUUGGAAUGGCUGUUUAGUUUCCCAAAGGAGCAAGAGGAAGCAACUUGAAGAUGCCACAAAUUCGGCUUUUCUUUAAAGAGUCAAAGGAGAAGAUCGAAGAUGAGUAUACAAGUAAAAUUCUACUUCACAGAAAAUUGUGAUUAUUAAUUAAGAAUAUUGUCAUCCACUACAACGAAGAAAAUAAUGACGAGACAAAUAAUAUUGUUAUCGGCUGGAAUACUUUUUUUUCGUUCUUCGAAACCAUCAUCGGAUUCGAGACAUGAUAUUGACUCUCAAAAUAAUACAAUACUUACUACAAUACCUGACACAGUUGAUUGUCACCUCUGGUCACUCGACCUGUGAUGAUAUACAAUUUAUUACAUAUACAUGUACUAUAUGAAUAUUUGCAGAGAAAAGGAUUAAUAAAUAAAUUGAUAAAAAUCCUGCAGGGCACAGAGAAACACAAUUUACUCUGAAAAAUGCAAGAAUAGUUGUGAGAGGGCCAAGAUUAGAGAUUUAAAAAUCAUAGCGGAGACAUGCGUAAACAACAGCAAAGCUUCCAAAUUUUUUCAAGUAGGAGCAAUACGUUCUAUGAUUCAUUGGACACAUUAAACACACCGUAGGGAAUUCUCAUAACACAUACACUCGAAAUAUAGUAUUGUCAAAAAUUUGGAAUCAUUGUGUAUCCUACAGAAGUCAUAGCAGUAAGAAAAGAAAAAUUAAAAAGCUGUUUGAUAAAAAAUUUGAUCGAAAAUAAGGACACUGUUGAUGUUUAUAAUAUUAAUUUCGAAAUAAGAAUAAAAUUAACAAAAUAUAUUUAUAUAUUAUAAACAUAUAAAUUAACAAAUAUAUAUUAUAUAUGUCAUCAUAUAAAUAUAUAUAUAUGUGGCCAAAGUUCAGGAAAUCUGAGUCAAAAGAGACCGGAAAGCUGUGCGUAAAUCAGACGACAGAUUGCUAUUUUCAAACGUAAUUCGUGAUUGAUCACACUUUAAUGAAAUUGUUCCUAAAAUCCAGUGUUAUCAAGCUAAACGAAUUUUAUAUCAUAAGGCAGAACAAAAUAAAAAAUUUUGAUCUGCCUUAUUAUAGAAGAAUCAUUUAAUUUCUUUGUAUAUAUCACAAUAACGUGAUUCUUAGACACAUACAGACAUUACGUUGCACAGACAUUAACCGUAGUGUAAUUAACAAAGUAAAAAAAAAAAAAAGAAAUUAAUCUGGCCGAAAUUUCAGAAGAUUGGUUAUUAGCAGAAGAAUGUGACGAUCUCCAAAUUUCGAAAAUCGCCAAUAAAUUGCAAAAUGAUCAGGUUUAGAAGAUAUGGCGAAUAUUUAUCAUAAAAUACAAUGAAAAGGCAAAACCCUCUACUUGUCCUAUGACGGAUCGGUACCAAUAGGACGCCGACAGGUCGAGGCAUCAACGCGGUCGUAACACCUCCCGGGCGAUCCGCAGGUACCAACCGCCAACACCAGAGGGCUACUACGACGACGAGUCUGUCUGUCUCGCUAGCGGUCGAAUAUACGGGCGCACGAUACAAAUACCGCACCUAGCGAGACUCCCUCUACGUCUAAGACAGGGACUACCGGGCAUAGCCUUACUGACGAGUCCCAGGUACCGGUAGUCCCAGGACGAAACGCGAAUUCCCUUUUCACCUGGCAGCAACUAUAACACCUCGUACAAACAUAACGGGCAAGUUAAGCGGCAAAAGCGAUUUGAAAGAAGAAUAUGUUAUUGUAUUGCUUUUAUUAAAUUUGUAUACUCAUCAUACUCCUAAAAUAGAUUCCCUUUAGUACCGUUAAAGCACUUCAGUCUGUUAUAUUUCUAUUCGGCAGUCCUCGCCGAGUAAUAGCGGAUCAAGAGAAAUGUUUUACGGAUAGAGAUUUCUGUCAAGGUAAACACUAAACUCUACUUAAUCUCAACCGAUGCGAGUAGAGCCAACGGACAUUUGAGAAAAAUGCCAGAUAGUUGUAUUCCUGCUGAAUUGGAUGUCUGUAGUGAUGACAGGAACAGUGACAAUGAUGAUAUGAGUACCUCAAUCUCGGAAGAUCAUUAGCACUAUGACAUAUGAUAUGAUAACAUUUGGCAGAGUAAGUUCACACGCGCCAGGGGCGACAAUGUUACGAAGCUCAGUGAGAUCGUGAGAUCUAGAAAAACGAAAUUCAUUUGGCUACGAAAUUGAGAAUGGUCAUGGAAUCAUGUCAUUACUACCAGACUGAUAAUCCACAGGAUGCAACUAGCGCUUUAAAUACUAAUCAUAAUACUACUGACUUUUGCUUUCUUUUAUUUUUGUUAUCAAUCCGAUCAAAAUUUUUGUUGUUGAACUGGACCCUUGGGUUAUUUAGACAUUUAGUUAAAUUUAUAAAAAACAUCAGUUGUAUCGAGUCUAAUGUUGAGAAAACUCGAUAUCGAUGUUUGCGAUAGCGCAAAUCAAUUUAUUUAAAAUAUCUCCUGAUAUUCUGUUUCUUUCUUAGCUACAUAUUUAUCUCAAUAUUUUUUUGUACAAAAAUCGAUUCAAUUUAUGUAAACGGAAAGAAUGAAAAAAUAAUAGUUAUGAAUCUCCAUUGAAAAAAUAAUGUAAAUGUUAAAUGUAAUAAAUGUUUCCGCGGUGAAUGCCAUGCUUUGUAGUCUGCUGCUUCUUGCAAGUGAACCAUCUUGCACUGACAUGUCUUACGAUGACAUGUCUUGGACUCCAGCAGUGUUAGUGACAACGUUCGUCACAUCUAAUCAGGAAGCUGCUCUUGACGACAGCGGAUGGAGUUCCUCAGGACGAGGAGAACCCACGCGUUCGCGAAUAGGAAUGAUAAUUCGAUUGAAGUUUGGAAUGUUGGGAAUGCACCUUUUGUGGAAUGUACGAUACCUGGUCAUCCAGAAAAUUCCAUAGAAAAUAUUCUGUGGAUAGGUCCAAGAUUGUUUUCAACCGGUCUUCAUGGCAUGAUAACAGAAUAUGAUUUAACAACAUUAUCUAUCAAAAGCGAAGUUGCAGUGACUGGAGGUGCAGCCUGGUGCAUGGAUGUUAAUCAUAAAAAAACAUGUUUAGCUGUUGGUACAGAGAGUGGAUAUAUCAAUACAUUUUCUGUUACUCCCCAUUCAUUGAUAUACGAAAGGAUAUUUGAUAAACAGAAAGGAAGAAUCCUUUGUAUUAAAUGGGAUAACACUGGAGAAAUGAUCUAUACAGGGUCUGUUGACACAAUUAGAGUUUGGAAUGCUGUAUCUGGUCAUGCGAUUCAUAAAAUGACGACUUCUAGAAAGGAAGCAAAGAAAGAAACUAUUAUCUGGUGUUUAGCAGUUACAGAUGACAACAUCAUAAUUUCUGGAGACUCACGUGGGUAUUUAUCAUUUUGGGAUCCUCACAUGGGUACCCUAAUAGAAUCCCAUGAAAGUCAUACAGCUGAUGUAUUAGCUGUUACUUUGUCUCAUGACAUGAAUAUUGUAUAUUGUGCUGGUGUUGACCCUGUAGUGAGAAGCUUUUGUAAAAUAACUAUGAAAUCAAGUGGUAGGCCACAAUGGGUGAAAGGAAUCGAAAGAAGGUUACACGCUCAUGAUGUAAGAGCCUUAGUAGAUGCUGAUGGAAAAUUAUAUUCAGCUGGUGUAGAUGGAUAUCUAGCCCAGUCCAGUUAUCCACCAAAAAUUCUGGUUAAAUAUCCGCCAUUACUACAGCUUCCAUGUGCUACAGUUUGUAGAAAAUCUAGAUGUAUUCUUUUACAAUAUACAAACUUUCUUGAGCUAUGGAGGCUUGGAUCACCUACUAAAGUAUCUUCAGAAUCAAUACGUCCUGGAAUGGUCCACCAGUUAGAAGAGGAGCCUAUAAAAUUGCUGCAAUUAAAAACAAAAAGAGACGAACACAUCCUUUCUUGUGCUAUCAACAAGGAUGCCAAAACAAUUGUUUAUUCAACCGAUGAUCAUGUUAGAGUUUUCAACUUUGACGUGAUCGAGGGAGAUGCACAAUUAUCAAGAAAUGAUACGGACAUUUCUGCAACCAGAAUACAAAAAAUGUUAUUUAGUCCAAAUGGAAAAUUAUUUGUAACAAUAAAUAACGACGAAAAAAAUAGCACUAUAACAUUAUAUAAAGUGGAAAAGAAGCAUCUGAGGCAUCUUGGCUUUUUUUACACAAAUAAGGAAUCUAUUAUAAGUGUUGGACUAGUGUGUUUUUCUCCCGACAGUAAAUUUUUCGUUUGUGCUGAUCGUCAGGGUAGGAUUGCUGUAUAUAAUGUUAGUGACACUACAAAUAACGACGGACCUGUCGCAUGGUUGUUACCCAAAUACAGUUGUCCACCAACAGCCAUGGCGAUCCAGAAAGGCACGUUAAAUUUAGUUAUAGUAUAUUCCGAUCAUAAGAUUAUCGAAUAUAACAUAUUACAAAGACAAUACACCAAAUUCUCGAACAAUUUACAAAGUCGACUUCCCAAGCAAUGGUUAGCCCGGCCAUUCCCUAUAACGAAUAUUAUUUUUGAUCCACGUAACGAGAAUAUCAUAAUAAUGCACGAUGACUCGACAGUUUACGUAAUUGAUAAAUUGAACGAGUUCUGUGAAAAAGAAACGAAAAUUUUAAAGCGCGAGAAUGGCGACACCACCGAGGACAAUAAUUCUGUGAUAAAUUCUCAGCAAGUUUUUCAAGUUCUUAAAAAAUACAAGCACCUUGUAUACUUGGAUUGGUUGACCGACGAAGAAUUAGUAGCAGUCGAAGUAAACCCCAUAUCCUUGACGGAAAAGUUACCGCCGACUCUCAAACAAAAAUGGUUUGGAAUGUAAAUAUAUGAAGAAUGAAAUAAAUGAAAUCCAUUUUCUUACUGGAAUCGAAUGUUGUCUGCAAAGUCGUCAUCACAUUUUUAUAAGAGCAUCAAAAUGAAGAAUUACAUAUCUAUUUCUAUGUCAACUACUACAUUGUUCAUAUGAGACUACAACGAUUUAUUUUUUAAUACAUUUUCUUAUAGUAUACAGUC